This is a messenger RNA of Medicago truncatula (barrel medic), 549 nucleotides long. RefSeq lists its product as uncharacterized. The record is from RefSeq and is a predicted model, not a curated record. Bases 85 to 306 code for a protein of 73 amino acids. The transcript has a single exon. NCBI's taxonomy places the organism in Eukaryota, Viridiplantae, Streptophyta, Magnoliopsida, Fabales, Fabaceae.
UUGUAAGAUUGAUUCAUAGCUAAACAUUAGCAAAACCAUCAAAACUUUGACACAAAAAUUAGCAUCUUCAAGAUCAAAUCCUUCAUGAAGUCAAAAAAGAAAGUUCAAAUCCCUCAUCCCAAAAAGAAGGAAGAGAAGAAGAAAAUGAGUCAAAACACAAAAGCACUUCUGAUUGGAUUAAUUGGUGCAGCUUUUACCUUAUUUGCUUACUCACAAACCUUCAUAUCACCAAGUCAAAGCAUCACAAUUGGUCUCCUUGUUCUCAUGUUUGGAUUGCUUGUAGGAGAAGGUCUUAUACCUUUGUAAUUCAUCCUUAUUUUCAUUUUCUCCUUCAAUUUCCCCUUCAUCUAUGUCUAUGAAUUUUACAAGCGUAUGUGUAAUAUGUCUUUAAUGGGAUAUUUUAAUUUCUUGCAAGUUUUUUCCUUUCAUGUUUUUAGUUUGAAUUAAAUAUAGGUUUAUGAACGGUUGAAGGAAAAGUGGAAAACUUAUUUAUAUUUUGAUGUUCAUGUAUUAUAUAUUUAUUUAUAUUUUGAGUUCAUGUAUUAUAUA